UUCGAUGUGACUGGUUGACUGGUUGACGGUCUGACGGUGUCGGGUCGGUGUGAGUGUGAUGUCGGCUUAAAAAAGUGAAAUAUUACACAUGUGUAAUUAUUUACCAAAUAAUCAAAGAUUUUUAGACAUUCAAAUGUAAAUACAAUAAUCUUAUCGAACGUUUUUAAUAAAAAAAAAUUUAUAAUAUUUAAGUGCAAUUCUAAAUGAAGUGUUUUUUAUGUGAAGUGUUUUGUAUUCAAAAUAUAGCAGAUAACCUGAAUUAUUAUUACCCCGCAUGCCCAUUACCUAUGAAGGUCGAAUUUUCGCUCAUUGAUUAUUUAUAGGCAAAAAAAAGAGAAAAUAUUUAAUAAUAAAAACGUUAUCUUAAAUAAAUGCGAGGUGUAGAAUAAUGACCCGGGAGGGAAUUAGAUGAACUAGUUUUUUUUUAUUAUUGUGUGUGUGUGUGUUAGGUGAGUCUGGUGCUGUGGAUCUGGUCUGGUGGUGUACAUACAGUACAGUACACUUAUCUAUCCACUUGAGACCCGCAUCAGAAGAGGUGCUGUUAUACUACUCCUAUUGUUAUAUAGUCCAAUAUCCAAGUAUUGAUCUAUUUAAAAAAGAAUGGAUUUGACUGCUUCGUCUGCAGCUGGUGGACGUAGACGAGCUGCUGCCAAAACAUCUGUUGAAGAUCAAGCUCUUGAUCAAAUUGCCAAAGAGGCUGAAGCUCGGUUAGCAGCAAAAAGACAAGCACGCGCUGAAGCUCGUGAAAUCCGAAUGCGUGAAUUAGAACGUCAGCAACGUGAACUAGAGGAGAAUGCAGAUCGUGUUUAUGAUAUGUAUACAGAUCCCGUAACCAGAACUGCAGCAACUGUUCGUUUAACUGGAUCAACUAGGAAUACAAUGUUAUCAAAUAAUAGUUAUAUGUCAAGUCGGAGGAGUUCAGAAGAUUCCUUAGAAGACAGUGGAACUUUAAGGGAUGUUCGUCAUGAACUUCGUGAAAUAGAAGAGAAAUUUCGGAAAGCAAUGAUUGCAAAUGCACAAUUAGAUAAUGAUAAAGCAUCAUAUACAUAUCAAAUAGAAUUAUUGAAAGAUAAAUUAGAAGAUCUAGAACAAGAUCAUAUACAAUUACAACGUGAACAUAGAGAUAAAUGUCGGGAGCAUGAACAAUUAAAACGAGCGGCGGCCAAAUUAAAAGAAGACUUAGUAUUUGUUAAAACUCAAUUAGAGGAACGUGACGUGUUAAUUGCUGAGAAAGGUUUAGUUAUUGUUGUGUGCGAAGAGAAUGGUUUAAAUGGUUACGAUGAUCCCGAUCAUAAUACAAGUAAUGGUGGCAAUGGUGAUGCUUCAGAGAAUGCAAAUGUUAUGAAACCGAAGAAAGCAUUAGUUAGUAUAGAAAAUGCAGAAUUAUUAGAAUCAGCAGGUGAAGGUAGUCUAGAUGUGCGAUUAAAACGUUUUAUCGAAGAGAAAAAAGAAUUAGAGGAUCAAGUACGAUCGUUACGUAUUGAAUUAGACGAAGAACGAAAUAAAUCACGAAGACGACGACCUAGUAGUAACACAUCAUCAACAAUUGGUAGUACAAUCACGCACAAUGGACCCGACUCUGAAUAUUUUAGUGAUUUAGAUGUAAUUGAUGUACAAAGAGAAGCAAAUAAACAAUUAGCAGAUUAUAAAUUUAAGUUACAAAAAGCUGAGCAAGAUAUUGCAACUUUACAAGGAACUGUUGCUCGUUUAGAAACACAAGUUGUAAGGUAUCGUGCUGAAGCUGAAGCGUCAGAACGAGCUGAAGAUGAAUUAAAAACAGAAAAAAGAAAAUUACAGAGAGAGGCUCGCGAAUCACAAAAUCGAGUCGAAGAAUUAGAGACUGCCAACAGCCAUUUACAAAAACGUUUAGAUAAAUUGAAGAAUGCCAAAUCAACAUUAUUAAAAGAACUUUGAUAUUGACCAACAGCGAGGCCGACCUCGACGUCAAACACAUUAUUAUUAUCAUCAUCAUCGUCAUCGUCAUUAGCAACAUUACGUCUACGUCGACAUCAAUCGGAGCCAUCAAAGUCACCAUCAUCACCAACCUAAUCAAUCAAUCAACACCACCUAAUCAAAUCAAUUUUAUAUAUUUUUAAACUAAUACGUAAUUUACUAUAUUUUGAAAACUAAUAUAGUAUAAUUGACUAUUUCCAAGAAACCUAAUAAUCAAAGGAAGUGGUUCUAAGAUCACUAUCACAAAUAGAAUCUUAAAAAAUUCAUUUUAGGAUAGUAACAGCUGUGAUUAAUAUGUAUAGCUCAUUCAUUGAGAGUUUGAACCUUAUUUGUUAUAGUUAAAGUAAAGAGCAGAACAUUUUGAAGGGAAAACUUGUUAUUGUAAAAUAAAACGAAU
Messenger RNA from Chrysoperla carnea, 2350 nucleotides. RefSeq names its product leucine-rich repeat flightless-interacting protein 2. The transcript is spliced from 7 exons. Bases 601 to 1914 code for a protein of 437 amino acids. Gene Ontology annotation, biological process: regulation of DNA-templated transcription. The record is from RefSeq and is a predicted model, not a curated record. NCBI's taxonomy places the organism in Eukaryota, Metazoa, Arthropoda, Insecta, Neuroptera, Chrysopidae.